GGGCGGAGAGGGGGAUUUUUUUGGCUCCAAUUUAGAGUACCAACGCUCAAUAUUCAAGAUAAUCAUUUUACCUACAUCUCGUAUCCUCACGAUUUUCGUGAUCGAAAUAAGAUGGAAAAUGAUCAAUCGAAUCAACUCAACUUAUUUUUUAAAUCUAUUGUAUAAUUAAUUUUAGUUCGAUCUAGAACGUGACUUUGUCAAAAAUUAUAAAUACAAAGGAGAAUGUCUGAUAAAAAGAAGGUUUUGAUGUAUAUUUGGUUUAUUGCAGGAAAUAUUUGUCGUUCUCCAAUCGCAGAAGCAGUUUUUGCAGAUUACAUUGAUAAACAUGACUUGAAAGAUAAAUGGGAAGUUGACAGUGCAGCUCUUAUUGGAUAUCACACAGGAAAAUCACCUGAUGUUCGAGCGAUGAAUACUCUUAAGACUAAGGGUAUCACAAACUAUGUUCAUCAUGCAAGACCGAUAACGAAAGCAGACUUUGAUAAAUUUGACUGGAUCUUUGGAAUGGACGAUGAGAACAUCGAUGAACUAAAUAGAAAAAAACCAGCUGGAAGCAAAGCUAAAAUAGAACUUCUUGGAUCAUAUGAUGAUCAGGGAGAAACGAUCAUCAGAGAUCCAUACUAUGAUUCAGAUGACGCCGGUUUUAUCAAAGCUUGGGAACAAUGUACCAGGAGUGUUGAAUCAUUUUUAAAAAAAAAUGUUCAUUGAAACAUUCCUCAUGUUUUGGAGAAAAAGAAUGUAAAAUCAUUCCUUAAUAAGAAAAAAUUAUUCAAGAAUAUUAAAAAUUUUCGACGAAUUAA
This is a messenger RNA of Chelonus insularis, 797 nucleotides long. RefSeq names its product low molecular weight phosphotyrosine protein phosphatase 1-like. Gene Ontology annotation, biological process: protein dephosphorylation. Bases 223 to 705 code for a protein of 160 amino acids. Gene Ontology annotation, molecular function: non-membrane spanning protein tyrosine phosphatase activity; acid phosphatase activity. Gene Ontology annotation, cellular component: cytoplasm. The record is from RefSeq and is a predicted model, not a curated record. The transcript has 4 exons. Lineage: Eukaryota; Metazoa; Arthropoda; Insecta; Hymenoptera; Braconidae.